AUGGAAAAAGCUGUUAGAGAGAACCCUAACAUGAAAGUCAUGGACAUUAGGGAUAAAGUGAGUAGGAAAUGGAAUGUUGGAAUCUCUAGAAAUAUGAUUUUUAGGGAAAGAGCCAUGGCAAAAGAUAAUGUUGAUGGUUCAUUCAAGGAGCAAUAUAGAAGAAUCUAUGAUUAUGGUCAUGAGCUUCUCAGGUCAAAUCCAGGUUCAACAGUGAAAAAAAAGGCUGAAAAUAUUAAUGGGGAGUGCAAGUAUGGAGGGGAAUUACUAACAGCAAUGGGAAGAGAUGCAAAUGAACAAAUUUUGCCCAUUGCAUAUGCUGUUGUUAAGGUAGAAAACAAAGACUCCUGGACUUGGUUCUUGGACCUUCUGAUUGGGGAUCUUGGUGGGGAAGCUAUAUGUGGAGCAUGUACAUUUAUUUCAGACCAACAAAAGGGUCUGUUAACAGCCUUUGAUGCACUUCUACCUAGGGUAGAACAACGCUUUUGUGUUAGACAUUUGUACUCAAAUUUUAGAAAGCAAUUUCCUGGAAAAGACCUCAAACGUUUGACGUGGACAACAGCAACAACCACAUAUCCACAACUAUGGGAGGCUGAAAUGUUGAAAAUUAUAGAGAUCAAUUUAUAA
Messenger RNA from Vigna radiata var. radiata (mung bean), 624 nucleotides. RefSeq lists its product as uncharacterized. Bases 1 to 624 code for a protein of 207 amino acids. The transcript has 3 exons. Lineage: Eukaryota; Viridiplantae; Streptophyta; Magnoliopsida; Fabales; Fabaceae. The record is from RefSeq and is a predicted model, not a curated record.